AUGGCAGAUGAAUACAUGGACGUUUGUUAUAAGCUGUGGGAGAGCACAUGGGCCGAUGAUAGUGUGGUGUGGGAUACGGAGAGAAAGACGGCCUUUGAUCCAGAGAAGGUGAAGAAACUGGAGCACAAAGGCAAGUAUUUCAAGAUGAACGGCCGUUUCCAAACGCAUCCUUCACCUCAACGGACACCGGUUUUAUUUCAGGCAGGUACCUCGAAGUCUGGAAGAGCUUUCGCUUCGAAACAUGCUGAAGCGAUUUACAUCGGCGGGCUCUACCCAGCACAGUCAGCAGACUCAGUUAGAGACAUCCGUGCAGAGGCAGCGGCACGAGGACGAGACCCGAAGUCUCUCAAGUUCUUCGUUGGUAUCUCUCCCAUCCUGGGCAACACGUUGGAAGAAGCCCAGGCCAAGUACGAGAGGGCGAAGGAGCACGCCGACGUCAUCGGCGGUCUCGCUGUCUUUGCGGGAUACACAGGCAUCGAUCUCAGCACAUACCCUCUGGAUGACCUGUUGGAGCUGAAGGGCCAACCAGGCGAGGAUGCCGUGCAUUCCUUCUUGAAAUCUUUCAACCACACUACCGGCAUCGACAAGCCUUGGACACCGCGGAGACUGGGAGAGACGAUGGCACUUGGCGGGUUCCAUCCUGCGCCUGUCGGCACUCCGGCAAUGGUGGCUGAUGUGUUCGAAGAGUGGAUUGACGAGGCAGAUGUCGAUGGCUUCAACAUCAGCUACCUCACCACUCCGGGCGGCUUCGAAGACAUCGUGGACUUGCUUCGUCCGGAGCUGGUGAAGCGAGGUUUGAUGUGGGAAGACUACGACGUGCCGGGUGGAACUCUGCGAGAGAACCUGAAUGGCAAUGUAGGGAGGAGCAGGGUGCCAGCUGAUCACUACGCUGAACAAUUCAAAUGGGGCCAACCAGUUCCUGGGGAGCCGGUGCAGGAGAUGACUAAUGGGCAUGCUAAGAAGUGA
Molecule: messenger RNA, 966 nt
Organism: Saxophila tyrrhenica
Lineage: Eukaryota; Fungi; Ascomycota; Dothideomycetes; Mycosphaerellales; Extremaceae
Exons: 3
Coding region: 1-966 (321 amino acids)
Molecular function (GO): oxidoreductase activity, acting on paired donors, with incorporation or reduction of molecular oxygen; monooxygenase activity
Source: RefSeq, a predicted model, not a curated record